AAAGUACUUCAGUGUGUGCACAGCGGCCGGCCGGCGUGCAUAGUCGUUGAUAGUGGUGUUCGCGUUCUUGGGAACCGCGAGCGCUUUCCGCGCGCGAAAUCGUGCUCAUCUGCUCUUCGUGCUUAUUUUUAUCGAUGUCCGUACGAAGCGAGAGCUAAAUUGAACGAUCACAGGCGACCGCCGUCUUUGUGCUCCGAACGGCGCCGGGCCCCAGUGGCCCGGUGGCUCUCGGCUUUCUCGCUUGUCAGUUCGGACUCCGCGGGGAAGCAUGCGAUUAUGGAGCUUGCAGGCUCAUCCCGGGGACGAGCCGGCUGCGACGUCUGCACGGGCGUUACCCUUCGACGACGGCAGUUUGCCUCGCGUAAUAAUCGUCGCAAGUCGCACGACCAAAGUCAGUACUUCCUCGAAUCAGCGAAGGUAUAUUCUCGAGAAAAAGGGAGAGGAAGCAAGAGACAGAACACAAGAGAGAGACAAAGAGAGAGAGAGAAGGAGAGAAGUACACAAAGCGUCAUCGUAUCGAAGGGUCAAGCUGUGCCAAGAUAGCAUUUAUUAACGAGGCGGCAGAUUAAAAAUCCUGGGCCGAGAGCUCCGGCAAAAAAAAAAAGUCAAGAAGCAUACUGAUUUUGAUUGUCAUAUGAGAUCGAUUGAGAAGAAUUCCUAAAUUCUUGUAUUCGCAAUUUCUCGAGUUACAUUGCUCGACCUUCUAUGAUCUUUGCAUCAACUCCAUCGCGUAGGUGACACGCACUUGCCGGCGUGGCGUUGUGUUGAGAGUGCGAAUUUCUGUGGAGUAAAAAAAAAAGUAGAUGCGGUAGGCGGCGGUUGACAGCUCGGCGAGUUUGACGGGAAUUGGGGAGUACAAAAGUGUGCGUACAAGCGUGCAUCGGAGGGGGGCGCAAUGACGCGAGGAAGAAACGUAUUAUGAGGAGAAGAUGAAGAGGAAAGGAUAGAGAGAUAUUUGGCGAAGUAAAAGUAGAAAAAAAAGAGUGCGAGCGUAAGCGGCAGAUACGCGAAACUGGCGGCCCAAGCACGUGACAGCGGCUCCCGUGGGUCUCGGACCCGCCGCCGAGCCAAUGGUGGGUCGCUCUCCAGCCGGGGCAGCACCACGGAGAUGCAAUGCGGUCUGUGCGCGGUCGUCGCUGGUCUGUUCCGCCGGGCUAUGUGUAUCGCAGGCAGUCGCCGCGGCUCCGGAGAGUCCUGUUAUCAGGAGCUGGCCACGGAUAUGCAGGAGCGACGGCACUCGCAGGUGGAAGACGCGGAAAUCGAGCCCGUUAAAGCAAGCGAAAUCGCGAAGAGAGUGAAAAACGGUCAAGCGGAAGAGAGGCGAACUGGCGAGGUAACGGUAGACAGCGAGGGACAGAAUGCGGUGUUUGUGUGUAUUUCCGAUAGCAGCUUAUUUCGUAAUUCUGGUGCAUCGACCACGUUACCAGAAGUCCAUGAUGGAUUAUCUACGGCAGAAGCAGCAUUCAGACGUUUAUCGGAUGCGGAACAAAUUCUGCUGGAGAGUCUGGACGUCGAUCGAUAUAGGCCCAGGCAUACAGGUCGAUUUCUGACGAUGCAUAAGAGACGGCGUAAGAAGCUUACUACCAGAUCCUUGAAUCAGGAACCAGGUAUCUUGGACGACAUAUUCCACGGACUGGUGCAGUGCGUGUUACAAAGAGCUGGAAACUGGCGCUUUAAUGCUUUCACGUUGGAAACAGUCACGGGUGGUCGUUCGCUGCCAGUAUUAUGUGUCCAUCUCUUCCAUUGUUAUGGACUUUUUCAACACUUCAGUUUGGAUGUCGUAACAGUAUGGAAGUUAUUCGCUUUUAUCGAGGAGGGUUAUCACAGUACAAAUCCUUACCACAACAGUAUACAUGCCACGGAUGUCACUCAGGCAAUGCAUUGCUUCCUCCAAGAAAAAAAGAUUAAAACACAUCUAACCAAUUUAGAAAUUAUGGCUUCCUUGAUAGCGGCUGUAACGCAUGACUUAGAUCAUCCGGGUGUCAAUCAACCAUUUUUGGUCGCAACGAGUAAUCAUUUAGCUGCGCUUUAUCAGAAUACUUCUGUUCUUGAAAAUCAUCACUGGAGAUCGGCUAUAGGAUGUCUUCUAGAAAGCGGUGUUUCAGCACAACUACCGGCCGACGUGAGACCAGAACUUCAACGGCAUAUCAGUUCACUGAUCUUAGCGACAGAUAUUACAAGACAACAGGAAUUUCUCACGCGCUUCAGGGAUUACUUGAGCAACAAUUCACUCGAGAUGAAACGCGCGGAAGAUCGUCAUUUCAUCCUGCAAAUAGCCCUGAAAUGCGCGGACAUUUCCAAUCCGUGUAGGCCGUGGGACAUAUCCAGGAAAUGGUCUUACAAGGUUUGCGAGGAGUUCUUCAGGCAGGGUGAUUACGAGCGUCGUUUGAAUCUUCCGGUGACGCCGUUGUGCGAUCGACACACCACCAGCAUCCCAAAAAUCCAAGCUGGUUUUUUCAAGCACGUCGUCACCCCGCUCUACGUGGAGUGGCAUCGUUUCCUCGGUGACGGUCUGAGCGUGUCGUUAAUGGAAUAUUUGAAGAUGAAUCAGAAAAAAUGGGAGGCGUUGAUCAACCAGGAGAUAACCGAGGAGAAAGAGGCCGAGAUCUCCGAGCUGGACGAGCCCGAGGGCGCGAUCAGUUCGGGCGAAGAAACGGCCGCCGAUGAAGAUUCGGGCAGCAUCGAUCUGCUGAUACCGGCGACUUACGUGCAAACGGCGCGAAUGCCGACGCUGCCAGGACGAGUUGGCCUCGAUCGCGUCGGCAGACGUCAUUCCGUUCCUCUGAGCGUAUCGAAGCCAUUGCAAUUGCCCUUAAGCCAGACCACCAGGAGAGAGAGUUUGCCGAGCGAGCAGGUCAAGGCGAAAAAUCCAUUCUGGAAGAUAGAGGAUCAAAGUUUGUUGGAGCCGAGCUCGCUGUCCCUAUUGUCUUCCAAAAGUAACAUGUCCGAGUCACCGAACGUUAGCGCCGAGAGACCGGUUAGCGCGGAGAAUCUCCUACCGGAGCCGAGUAUAGCCAGUAUUACGAGCAGCGCCGAAGCAUCGAGAUUGAAUACAGUGCUGCAACCGGAUCAGUACGGCGCGGCGCAUACCAAGCACCUCACGCGGCAGCAGACCUUCCCGCCGAUUCAGCCACCGUGCGUGAGAACGAGGUACAUGUCCGCGACCGCGGAAAUGACGCAGUGCUACACGCAGAUGCUGGUCGAGGAAGCCGACGAUUCCGUCAGCUCGUCGAGCCGCACGAUAGAAAAAUCGUGUUCGAGCGGCCGGUACUGCUCGUACGAUCCCAGCUCGCGUCAUCAGAGGAAAUCCAGCGUGUCGAGCGCGCUCUCCAAGGAGUCGGAUGUGUCUGUCAAAAGACAAGGCUUGACUUUGUUGGAUCCAACAAAACAGAAGCAUACUGUCAAUUCGCAGCGUCGCCAUUCUAUACAGAUUGUUCGUACCGACGAUACUUUUUCUAAGCAUAAGCAUAAAAGGCCUUCCUCCGCUCAAGAUCCAGAUCCCACGCAGAUGUUCUACGCUACGUUAACGGGCUCUCACAGCGACAAGAGCAAAUGUGUUCCUGAUAAGUGUAUCGCGGAAUGUAGGUCGAAUUUAGAUUGCAAUACCGAGUCUAGGUGUCGCGACGCGAGAUUAACGGUUCAAGAACUGCAAACUACUGCGUUGCUGUCCAAAAAAUUAGACCAAUCUACUUCAUCGGCUGCGAGCGCAUAUUCCGAAGAGCCGCGAAGAUACUCGACUUCUGUCACAGAAUAUAAAACGAUAACGGUCGACCAAGCAGGUAGACGGUACACCACAAUACCCGUGUCUUCUGAGCUUAGCACUCACAAAGUGUUCUUUAUCGGUAGUCCUCCCGAUUCGCCUCCUAAUCAUAGUGUAUCUUCGUCGAGUGACAGUGGUAGUGAGCCAAAAAGAAGUAUCGAUGAUUCGAGUAAGGAAGCCGUUGUUGUCAGUGGCAAUAGAAAGGAGUUGGAUUGUGUGAAAGAAAAAAAUUCAAAGGUCUCGAAGUUCAGUUCCGAUGCGCAAAUGAAGGAAAAUGUUGAUCCCCGUGCGAAUGACGACUUCGCUAAAGCGUUAUCUCGUAGAGGCAAUCAGGGAUGGGCGAAAAGACGCGGAUCAGCCCCAGUUGGUCUUUUAUCGAGAUUGGAUGAUUUUACUUCAACGAACACAUCUACCAUAGUUGAUCAUAAUUGUAGACGUGGAUCAGUACCAACUGAUAUUACUAAACAUCAAGGUGGAAGUUGUAACCGGUUAACUCUAGGAUAUCGAGGAGACAAUUUAUCGGAUCUACGAAGAGCUAGUCUUCCGCAAGAGACUGCAUUAGAAAAUCUUUUGGAAAAUGUCCUCACUUUAACCAGCGAGCGGGAAAGCAUUUCAAUAAACAACAAUAAUAAUAACAACAAUAACAGUAACCGCAGCAACAAUAACGGCAUUAGUAAAUUUGAUAGUAUCGUGUCCGGGAUGCUCUCUCCGAGACGAGGAUCAAUACCAGCAGACAUAUCCGAAUUACGUCGCGAUCUAUUUAGUAGAAAUAAUGUAAAUAAUAAACCGCGAAACCGCAAAAAGAUUUUAAGAAGACGAAGUAGUGGUGGCCCGGAGAUGUUCACCGGUGGAUCUACCGACGGGAACGACAAUGGUACGUGGCUCAAGUGGAAGAGAGAAAUAGGAAAGCGCGAUCCGGUUCCCGAAGCAUUUGUCAAACGGAGGGGAUCUCUACCCAUAGAGAUGGUGGCUGUUUCACAUGCUGGAUCAACCUCGGCACCACGUAGAUCUAGCUUGUGGCGGUUUUAGUAUGCUGUAGAAAAAUAAGGACCGUCCAUGCUACCAGCGAUUAAACGUCAAAGCACGACAACAGUCUUUCCUUGAAUUAUGAAUCAGCGGUAACAUCAGCGACGAUUGAUUACUGAUUUUUAAAAUUGUCAAUAUUAAAGACAUUUUUGUCGAUUGUAAAUGUGAGGAGCAAGUGAGCAUGUGAAUAUUGUAACUAUAUUUUUCAUGAUUUUAAACAGUGUUGCGAGGACGAUAAAUCAAUUUGUACU
Molecule: messenger RNA, 5037 nt
Organism: Wasmannia auropunctata (little fire ant)
Lineage: Eukaryota; Metazoa; Arthropoda; Insecta; Hymenoptera; Formicidae
Exons: 14
Coding region: 1109-4789 (1226 amino acids)
Molecular function (GO): 3',5'-cyclic-AMP phosphodiesterase activity
Source: RefSeq, a predicted model, not a curated record